Molecule: messenger RNA, 5626 nt
Organism: Diorhabda sublineata
Lineage: Eukaryota; Metazoa; Arthropoda; Insecta; Coleoptera; Chrysomelidae
Exons: 3
Coding region: 2263-3267 (334 amino acids)
Molecular function (GO): zinc ion binding; nucleic acid binding
Source: RefSeq, a predicted model, not a curated record
AUGCAUUCCUAUUUCUUCUCUUUACUGAAAACCAGUAUUAUUUUGAGUUUUUGAUAAAGCAACAAGUAGAACGGAGUCAAGAGGUUCGUUUAAUUUUCAUCUUUCGGCUCAAAAUGAUCAUUCAAAAUAGCACGAAUUGAUUUAUGUGAGACAGAAUUUUCGUCGGUUUUGAGAUGUGGAAUACGAUUUCCAGUAGCAUAUUUUAAAAUAUUGAAUUAACUUUUGAGACGAAUUAAAUCUUCCACCACAUGGAACACUAAACUAAAUGACAGAUAACGCUCAAGCUCCUCGUGAUUUUUUUUUUAUAUUUGUACAUGAGUCCUUAGUUUUAUUUUCUUUAUUGAAUAUGUUUCUUGUUACAACUUGAGCUCUACUAUCGAGAGCAAGUUUUCUGUGCUUCUUAGCUUUGGUUGGUGCGUGAUUUGGAGCUAGAAGCAUCUCAGCUGCUCUUAUUCAAGACAAGAUCUUCUACAAUUUCUUUUUCAGAAUAAGAUUCAUCAGAUUCAUCGUAUACACUGAAAAGGCUCUUUGUAUCACUGCUGCUAUCAUCAUGGGUAGAAGUUCUGUCUCUAGUACGAGUUUUUAAAGUAAUCAACAUCAUUUUCCUCAUUCUCUAGAUGUAGGUGGACUUGUUUCUUAAGAUAUUUGCUGUUUCUGUUGAGUUUCUUGACUCUAAUUUUGACUUGUGAUAGUGCUUGGAGCAAAUUAUAUAUUAUUAUUAUAUAUUAUUAUUAUAUAUUAUUAUUAUAUUAUAUUCCUGUUGCCCUAAAGCCUGCUUUAACAUUUGACAUGGUCAUUGUUAUAUCCCAAAUAGCUGAAAAUAUGCUUCAAAAACAACGCAUAUUACUUAUAAAACAUUUUUCUGGAUGCUUUAACAGCUUCAUAGUCCCUAUAAUACUCAAACGCUCGAUUGAUUGGAGUUUGUGUGUUGUAUAAGUGGGUAAACAAUACAAUGUAAUAUCGAAUCUGUCAGUGGUUUCCAAAAUAAUGAAAUCCAAAUGACAUUGGGUUCCAUAAAAAAUAACCUUGAACCCUAAAUUUUGCAAAAUGCUCUAUCCAACUGCUCUAUGCUGCUUGUAUCAUGCUACCUUUUUCAGUCAUAAGUACUAAAGUCCCUUCAGGCAUUAAGUAAAUUCUUGUUUUUGGAGCUUUCCUUUAAACAAAAUUUCGGGAGGUAUUGCUGCUCUAAUAGUGUAAAUUUGUUUAGUUUUUGGGCUCUUGACGGGUUUAAGUUUUGUGCUUUUCUGACCCGGAUUUGAAUGGUUUCUUUCCAUAAAUCUUUAUAGCAGAUAGGUAUCAUCCAGCCUGUAGUGUUAUGGGUGUUGACUAUUGGAACCUCAGUUAGAGCCCAAUUAAACAAGUUAGUUAUGGAUAACACACUUUAUUCAAAAUAACACUUAUUUACAAGAUUUUUGCAUUACAUUAUUUAGCGACAUAUAGUCGAUGCUAAGGUCGAUGCCUGACUUUGACCCGCUAUUGACUGCAUUUUGAAUCCAAGAAGACUCACAGUACUUGUGGGGGAACUGUUUAAUCCCCGCUUAGUUAUUGAUUACGCUUAUUAAUUAUAGUAAGUAUAACAUAGCCGUGGCCUUAUUGCUAUCUAUCGACUAUGUCCAUAUUGCUCACAUGUAUAAAGUUAACUGUUUUUUCCAAUAUCACGUGCUAUCAUUAACUUAACCGUAGAUUCAAAAAAUUUAAAUCACAAUUUUCAUUUGGAAAGCAGUUCACGCUCAGGCGGUUGGCUCAAGACACUGAUGACUAUACGGCUGGUGUAUUUGUUGAGUUACGCUAAAAACUGACUCAAUACAUGACGGAUGACGGGACUUGACACAGACAGUGAGAGGUGAACGUGGCCGAGUUGUUAAUUGAUUUGAUGUUGUUUUAGAAUUUUGAUUUUAUGUUAUGUACCGGAAAUAAAUACCAAGUAUAAAUAUUACUGCUAUUGUAUACAUGAAUACCUUGUCCACCUCAAUCAACAGGUUAUGGGCCCAGAAUUAAAGGAUUGAUGAGAUAAAUAAAGAAAUAGAAAAUAUCAAAAUAAAAAGAAAGCAACAUGGCUGGACAAGGUAUAAGAGGCUAUAAUAUAGAAGCACUAAAUGGAGAAAACUAUUAUAACUGGAAAUUUAGAAUAGAAGCAAUAUUGGCAGAAAAUGGGGUAAUAGAAAUGGUAAAAAAUGAAAUAGACAUAGAAAACAUAACGGAUGAAGAUAGGAGAAGAAAAAUGAUUAAAGAUGAUAAUAAAGCAAAGUCGUUGAUAAUUUAAUGUGUGGCAGACUCGCAGUUAGAAAUCUUACGAGGUAUGCUUUUGAUAUGUGGAGAACAUUAGAAACAAAAUAUGAGAGGAAAGGGUUGCCAGGGCAAUUAUUUUUAAAGAAGAAGCUAUUAUCGUUGAAGCUUGAGGAAGGAGAUUCAUUAGAAAAAUUCAUUAUGGAAUUUGAAGAGACAUUAAGGCACUUAAAAGCCACUGGGGUUAAAACUGAUGAACAAGACAUUGUGUGUAAUUUACUAAUGGCACUUCCAAAAUCAUAUGAAACUGUGGUAACAAUCAUUGAAAACAUGCCAAAAGAACUUCUGACUUAUAAGAAUGUUAAAAAGAAAUUAUUGGCCGAAUAUGAGAAAAGGAAAAUAGCUAGAAACUAUGAUGUCAGUAGCCCAGCAGCAGCUUUUUUAAGUGAUAGAGUUUGUUAUGGAUGUGGAAAACGAGGGCAUAUACGAAGUGAGUGCUGGAGUCAAAAGCGAGGUACAGUAUCAAGAGGAAGCAGAAGUAGCUAUAGGGGCUCAAAUGAAGGAAGAGGCAACAUGAAUUCAAGAGGAAGGUUUCAAUUAGGUAGAGGCAAUGUCAGAAAUAGUAAAAAUCAAGACCGUAUUCAUGAGCUUAAGGCAAAUAGGUACAGUAAUCAUGCUAAUGUGCAAAAUGAAAAUCAAGAUAUGUACAAAAGUGUAGAAAAUGAUAGUGUAUGUUUCAUGACAGGGCCAGAAAUGGCUGGAAAUAAGUGUGUUUAUUUCAAGUGUGGACUAAGUAAAAGAUCAGAUCCUACAAUUAAAAUGUACCGAUUUCCUGUGUAUGACCCUACCAGAUGUCAAAAAUGGAUCAUACACUCGGGUAAUGCUGUUUUGGCAAACCUAAGCCAGAAAUCACUAAGAAAUAAGCUGAUCUGCAGCAAACAUUUCAGUGAAAAUAUUAGUCAAUCUAAAAGAUUGCCUACUAUUGUACCAUUCCGCUACAAAAAUGAAGGUUCAGAAAGUGAAUCGGAUAGGGAAAAUUAGGAUGAACAAAUAAUCCAAUUGAAUGUUUCCUCACAUCCACAAACCUAUUCAAAUAGUGAUUUUAAUGCCCCGAUUCAUUCCAGAAACAUUGACAUGAGAGGUAAUCAGUAACCAUGAAGAUGAAGAGUGGUUGAAAGAGUUACAGAACCUUCCAUCUUGUUCUAUGGGUAUUGGAGGUAGGAAGCAGUCAUUGCAAGAAGAAAAUGAACGGUUGAAAAAGGAACUAACCAAUGCUAGGAAAAAAGUCAAUAACCUGAAUACUCAAUUGUGAGCUACAAAAAAAAAGGAUUAUGAAAACGCAACUCUCUGCGAACGUUUUGUAUAGAGAAGGAACUCUCACGAAUUUUAUAAAAUCUCUUGUGAAUAUGCAAUUACGACAUAAGAUAAAAUCCCCAUGGUUACCAUCUGAAAGGAAAACUGCCUUGUCAUUAUUUUAUAAAGGACCUAAGACAUACAGAUAUUUGCGACAAAAAGGGUUUAUUUUGCCAGCAAUAUCAACAGUGAAAUCAUGGGUUGCCAAUUUCCGUUGCAAACCUGAAUUCAAUAAAAAAUUUUUUAUGCACUUUACUUUAAAGGCGGAUACGAUGCUGCCUUAUGAGAAGAAAUGUAUUCUGAUGGUCGACGAAAUGUCUAUUAAGAGGAAUCUUGAGUACAACAUGAAAACAGAUUUAAUUGAGGGUUUUGAAGAUCUGGGCGAGUUUGGAAGAAAGCCUUUCCAUGCCAGUGAAGCUCUAGUUCUCAUGAUCAGAGGAAUCUAUAGCAACUGGAAAAUUCCUAUUGCCUACUUGUAUCGAAUGGUGGGGUGUCAUAUGCUUCUUUAUGGUGUAUAAUUACGAAGGCAUUGGAAAAACUUAGUGAGACAAAACUAGACACUAUAGGCAUAGUAUGUGAUUUAUCAACUACCAAUCAGAAACUCAAAAAGCAUUUGGGGGUUAACAAAAAAAAAACCUUAUUUUUUUCAUAAUGAGAAAAAAUAUCCUUUUUUUAAUGCUCCCCAUCUGUUGAAAUACGUUAGAAACAGUUUUUGGAACAAUAGUUUCAUAUUUAAUGGGCAGUACAUAUGUUUUUCUGACAUUCGAAAAGUUUAUGAUCUUGAUAAAAGGAGCAAAACAGGAAAGGCCUUAUUGAAACUGACUGAUAAGCACAUCAAUCCGAAUUCUUUCGAAAAAAUGAAGGUGAAAUUAUUAUUGGGUCACAGUGUUUAUUCUGUCAUAAUGACAUCUUUGGAAACUGGUGAACUUAUUUCAAGUACAACUAAAAACAUGGCGAACUUUGUUCUAACCAUGAACAAUUUAUUUGAUGCCCUGAAUAGUACACGUUUACAUUCAACAAAACUCUGUAAUCGUGUUUUGAGCGAUACUUAUCCAGAAGAGCUAGCAGCUUUAAGCUCAGGAUAUGAUUUAUUGGAAAAUCUAUACAAAGUUGGAAAAAAGGGAAAUUUGACCAGACCUGAUAGCUUUGAUGGUUUUCUUCUCAUCAUUAACUCCAUUAAACAAUUUGCAAGUGAUUAGAAAAAUGAAGGUUUCAAUUAUUUAUUCAAGGGCAGACUAAUUCAAGAUCAACUUGAAAAUCAAUUUUCUGUUUAUCGUCAAAGAGGAGGGUAUAACAGAAAGCCAACAGUGAAAGCAUUUCGAGCUGCAUUUGAAAUAAAUAUUAUCGCCAAUUUAAUGAGGCCACCUAGAAGUGCUAAUGUAGGCAGUCAACUGGACGAUGAUGAUAAUAUACUGGUCAUAAUACAAGGUGCGAUAUUCAAUACGAAUCCCUAAAUUGAUUUUCCCAAAGUCAGUCCUGGAAUUUAAAAAAUCAAAUGGGCUGUGUUGACACUAUACCCAAUUUGAAUUUAAAGUCAAUUUCACAAAUUAUCCAAAUUAAAAAUGAAGAGGAGUUGACACAUUUUAGUAGCCACAUGAUAUCCUCCCAGGGGGCUCUACAUAUGGGAAAAGUAUAUAAAUUUGCUCACGACACACUCUAUAUAAAUGUUGCUCUUGAAAAAUAAACUGGUCAAAGUGAAGUGGACCAUUAGUUUUUGUUUUUGGUUCCAAUAUAAAAACAAGGCGACCAAUUUACGUAUAGGAAUUAAAAGUGACCAUUUUACAUGUCGGAUUAAUGGUGUAGUAAUCUUGGACACGAGUUGUUUCAAAAACACCUUAAAUCCCAUAUUAAACAUUCAUCAAAAUCAGUAAAUAUUGAACAUAUUUAUCAGAAGCGAAACAUCUAAUACGAGUUGGGAAUAUAAUAUUGAUGAUGACACUUAUUUGUAAAGAAUUUACUGUUAAUUUUAUGACGUAAUAAACUGAGUUAUCGAUUUCAUCAUUUCAUCUUAAAGAAGACCAAAUUAUAAAUAAACUCGUUAUACACA